AUGCCAACGAACGGCAACGCGACCGGCUCGGACGCAAACGACGAAAACGAAAUACACGAUCUGAACUUUGAACCGUUCCAGCAACCGUCCGACCCGGAGCACUCGACUUCGAAGGAGGCUGGCCUGAACGCGCUGAUCAGCAGGACCCAGUACCCACUCAUUCAGCAGAAUGGCCAGCGCCGAUACGGUCCUCCUCCUGAUUGGGAGGGCGCGCCUCCGCCGAAAGGGUGUGAGGUGUUCAUCGGCAAGCUACCUCGCGACGCCGCCGAGGACGAGUUGGUUCCAGUCUUCGAGAAGGUGGGCAAGAUUUACGAAAUGCGACUGAUGAUGGACUUCUGCGGCGGCAACCGAGGCUACGCGUUUGUCAUGUACACGAAUCAAAAGGACGCGAAGCGAGCGUGCCAGGAGUUGAACGGUUACGAGAUACGUACAGGCCGUUUCAUCGGAGUGCUCAAGAGUGUUGACAAUUGCAGAUUGUACAUCAGUGGCAUACCACGCGAGAGAACCAAAGAAGAGCUGAAAGUGGAAAUCAGCCGAUUGACCGACGGCGUUGUAGACGUCAUCCUCUACCCCAGUGCCAGCGACAAGAACAAAAACCGAGGAUUCGCGUUCAUUGAGUACAAUUCUCACCGCAGCGCCGCCAUGGCUCGUCGCAAGCUCAUCCCCGGCAAGACGAUGUUGUACGGUAACGAGGUCACUGUAGAUUGGGCGGAGCCGGAGCGGGACGUCGAUGAGGAGACCAUGGCACACGUAGGCGUCGUUACUUCGAUUCACCCAUUACCAUAA
This is a messenger RNA of Soboliphyme baturini, 786 nucleotides long. The record is from the annotation of a GenBank genome assembly. Lineage: Eukaryota; Metazoa; Nematoda; Enoplea; Dioctophymatida; Soboliphymatidae.